UUAAAACAGAAUUUCCUGUUACGGCAAGGUCAAGCCUUGUUAACAACAAACAGACCGAGAUGCCGUAUACCAACGAAGAUUAUUUGCCUAGCUAUGAAGAACUUACUGUACCCGAAUUAGACAUAACGUCAGCGGCGUUCAGAACAGCUGCACAUCAUUUAGGAAAAUACUGCGACAAUGUAUCUAAGGAAUUCAUGCUGUGUAAAGCAGAGGAAAAAGACCCAAGAAAAUGUUUGAAUGAAGGAAAAGAAGUGACAAGAUGUGCAUUUGAUUUUUUCCAAAGCAUUAAGAAGUCUUGUUAUGCUGAGUUCAGCCAGUACAUGCAGUGUAUUGACCAUUCUGGACAUAUGAUGGAGUUUAAAAAUUGCCGCAAGACACAAGCUGUUUUUGAUGACUGUGUGAAAGAAAAUCUUGGACAGGAGAGACCUGAGUUAGGCUACUUCACUAAAGUUAGGCUCCACAAAACUGACCGGCCCAAGCCCACACCAGUCCCUCUCCCUUUACCAGAGCCUAACCCUGGUACUCCUGAUGUCCAAACAGACCCCUCAAAGAAAGUCGGCUCGUUAUAUUCAUAAAAAAAUUUGUAUAAAUUGUAUUAGAAUAAUAAUGAGGUUAUGAAGAUAUUACUUAAUCAAAUGAUGUGAGGUUUUAAGUUCAAGUUCCUGGUUAGUUAAUUAAGGCGAGCUGUAAUAGAGAAGGUUGUAAAAUUUAAUUGUGUGACUGUUUAUUGUGUUGAUAAACAAGAUGUUAUAUUGACUUUAGUGUCAUGUAAUGACAUAGACAGUUUAUGAAUUAAACUAUUAAACCAGUUA
Molecule: messenger RNA, 812 nt
Organism: Physella acuta
Lineage: Eukaryota; Metazoa; Mollusca; Gastropoda; Physidae
Product: NADH dehydrogenase [ubiquinone] 1 alpha subcomplex subunit 8
Biological process (GO): mitochondrial electron transport, NADH to ubiquinone
Cellular component (GO): respiratory chain complex I
Source: RefSeq, a predicted model, not a curated record